AUGGAAUUUCUUGUGUUGAUAGUUUAACUGAAGAAUCAUUUAUACUUAAGGCACAUCUUCUAUCUUGGUCAGGAGAUAUUCCUGCUCUUAGUAAAACUCUUAAUCUUUCUGGUCAUAAUGCUAUAAAAGGAUGUAGAUUUUGUCAAAUAGAAGGGAAUUCAUCAGCAAGACAUGUUUAUUAUCCACUUCCAAUUCCUCCUAU
Messenger RNA from Diversispora eburnea, 202 nucleotides. The record is from the annotation of a GenBank genome assembly. Lineage: Eukaryota; Fungi; Glomeromycota; Glomeromycetes; Diversisporales; Diversisporaceae.